Molecule: messenger RNA, 315 nt
Organism: Haemonchus placei
Lineage: Eukaryota; Metazoa; Nematoda; Chromadorea; Rhabditida; Trichostrongylidae
Source: the annotation of a GenBank genome assembly
AUGACCGCUCGGAGGAGACUGCUGAAAUCUCAUGGCCAUAACAAGCACCUCAAAAGGAGAAGGGCUAUGAUGGCGGUCUGUACUUUCGGUGCACGAGCGUUUGCACCAAGAGCGUGUAUCGAAGAUCUGAUGACGGAAGCUAGGAAGAUCAAAUUCGACGUCAUCGAGACUGGGAGGCAUCGCCUGCAGCGCUUUUUCUUCGAGACUGGAGAAGAACAAAGAACACGUUCCCUGGAAUAUGCAGUAGCAGACGGCAUGAUGUCUUUGCCAAUGCACUCUUGGUCAUCGAUCCAAAGGAAAGGAGAGCAAGCCUAA